Molecule: messenger RNA, 1530 nt
Organism: Peronospora matthiolae
Lineage: Eukaryota; Oomycota; Peronosporomycetes; Peronosporales; Peronosporaceae
Source: the annotation of a GenBank genome assembly
AUGCAGACGCCGCAUGAGCACGAGGCAGACGAGCGCGUGGUGUACAGCGGUCUAGAAACCGACUCUCCCCGCCACAAUCUGCUGCUGAGUCCGGACGAUGGCUCUUCUUCCGCGCAUUCUCGUGGAGCUGCGCUGGCCGCGAGGACGAAAGCCGCUGGAGACGGUCACUGCGGCCAUCGGCUGUACCCUCGACCGCGUUAUUCUCUCUUUGAACUUGAGGACAGUGGAGACGAGGCAGGAGAGGACGUGCACUUCAAUCCGUUCGAGUCCCUUUUGCAGCAGCAGCAGAUAUUGAUACAGAAGACGACAGAGGCGGUAACUCCACGUACUGAAGAAGUUGUGACUUGCUGUAGCGAUACAGAAGCGUCACACGAUGAUUCGAGUCGGACAGUGGCGACUGGUAAUCAGUCAAAGAAGAAAAAAACGAAGGAGAAGAGAGGGAGUGGACGACUUGUCAGCUGUGAAAGCAGCUCAUGCGACAGCUACAGCAAUCGAGGACUUGCGUGCUCGAUAUUGAAGCCGAAUCGAACGUCUGAUAAGCUCAUUGCUGACGUCAAUACGCGCGUCGACAGGAAGCUGGGUUUUGAGGCAGCAGAAUCAAGACCAGCGAGGUGGAGCUCGAGAAAACCAUCAGCUGUAGACACCAAGAACCGCCGCAAGUCGCUGAGUGGAAUUCAGAGGCGACGCUCACAGGUGGAGGCGGACGAUGCAAAGAGACGCAAGUCGAUGCCAGCAAUUAGCCUUGACCCGCAUGCAGUGCAGAAUCGAACAAUCAUGGUGGAUGGCAAAAUGGAUGGUCCGAAGCAGCUUAUGUCUGAUGUUUUGCGGCGCGCUACGUUGCUGUCACAGGAACAGCAAGCAAGUUGCAAUGAAGCUCCAUUUUGCCAGGCUGACGAAAACCCUAUGGCCGGUGAUGUAAUCCUCGACACUGAGCAUCAGAUGCGAGCUGAGCGUUUUACGCCGCAGGUGUUUUCUCCGACCAAGCCUGCAUCGACAAGCACUGUCCAUAGUCGAAAGCCGUAUGGUGAUACGAUUGUGUCCAAAAUUCGUGGUAGCAUUGGUGACGUGAUUCGCAAAGCAAUCCGGAAAAGCAGUCGAGAUCUGACGCUGCUGCGAUCGCACGGCCAGCACUUGCUCCCAAAACAGAGCAGACAUAGCUCAUCGACGGCUUCUAUCGGAGCGAUUGAGUCAGUCCAAGACCGUGCAUACGUCGUGAUCCGUCUGAUGCGGUUUUGUGGGACAUUGCCAGAUUUCAUCGCGUACGAAUGUCGUAUGCAUCAAGUGACGAGUAAUCUGGAGAAAACAGCCGCAGAUGAUCUUGUGAAAGACUCAGUACUUUUUGAAGCACACUUUCGUCCGCAAACAGCAGAGCACCUCAAGUUGGCCCCGGGUAAUCUGCUCAAAGUUUUUGAGCCUCUUCACUUCUUUCUCGAGCACGUAGCAGCCGGUUCCACCCGUAAGCCAAGGUGGUUUCUUGCUAGCACACAAUUGGCGCAAGUAAUUGAUGACGAUCGUCACCUUGCUGAAUGA